Cajanus cajan (pigeon pea) is the source of this 1358-nucleotide messenger RNA. Its product is annotated as isoflavone reductase homolog A622-like. The record is from RefSeq and is a predicted model, not a curated record. Gene Ontology annotation, molecular function: oxidoreductase activity. NCBI's taxonomy places the organism in Eukaryota, Viridiplantae, Streptophyta, Magnoliopsida, Fabales, Fabaceae.
AGUUUAUCCGUUUCUUUUCUCGAUUUUAAAAUUUGUAGGAUCAGUUUUUUAACUCGAGUUCCAUCUGAGAUUGUUGUACAAAUAUCAGGCACAUUUACCCCCUGUCUCAUCAGACCUUAUUUUGAUUUCAACUUGCAAGGUUUGUAAUUUUGUUCCAUGGCAGCAAAUAGCAAAAUCCUAGUCAUAGGAGGAACAGGAUACAUUGGAAAAUUCAUAGUUAAGGCAAGUGCAGAAGCAGGACACCCCACCUUUGUAUUGAUCAGAGAGACCACUCUUUCUCAUCCUGAAAAGUCUAAGCUUAUUGAGAGCUUCAAAACCUACGGAGCUACUCUUCUUUAUGGUGAUCUAAGUGAUUAUGACAGCCUUGUUAGGGCAAUCAAGCAAGUUGAUGUUGUAAUAUCUACACUAGGGGGACAACAGAUAGACGAUCAAGUUAAGGUCAUAGCAGCAAUAAAAGAAGCUGGAAACAUCAAGAGGUUCCUCCCAUCCGAAUUUGGUCUAGAUGUGGAACGUCAUAGUGCAGUUGAGCCAGCAGCCAGCUAUUUCAAUAAAAGAGUGAAAAUCCGAAGGGCAAUUGAAGCUGAAGGAAUUCCAUACACUUACAUCUGUUCAUUUGGCUUUGCUGGAUACUACUUGGUUAAUCUGGGACAACAAAAUCUCACUGCUCCCCCCCGGGAUAAGGUUGUCAUUCUGGGAGAUGGAAACCUCAAAGGAGUUUAUGUGACCGAGGAAGAUAUUGGGACUUACACCAUCAAAGCAGUGGAUGACCCGAGAACUCUGAACAAAACUCUCUACAUGAGACCCCCUGCCAAUGUUUUGACCGUCAACGAGGUGGUGUCCUUAUGGGAGAACAAGAUUAAGAGUACCCUUCACAAAACCUACGUUCCAGAAGAUCAACUUCUUAAGAGCAUCCAGGAGUCUCCUUUCCCUAUCAAUUUGCGGUUAGCACUUUGUCACUCAGCAAUGGUGAGGGGAGAUUGUACAAAAUAUGAGACCGACCCUUCUUUGGCCGUGGAAGCUUCUCAACUUUAUCCCGAGGUGAAAUAUACUUCUGCCGACAACUAUUUGAAUGCGUUUGUCUGAAAUCUAUGGAACGCGUUAUUUGAAUGUGUAUUUCUCAAGAAUUUGUACCGAGUUUGAAUACAAGAUAAAAACAUUUUUAAGAGUUUUUAUGUUAAAAAUAAAGAGUAUUUUUAUUUAGAAGUUCCUAAACUUGUAUUCAAAAAGAAUCUUUGUCUUUCUAUUAUUUAGUUACUUGUGCUUUGUGCUGUUGUCAAAAGAGUUCUUCCAUACACAUUGUACCAUUGUUCGAAAGACGAAAGUUCUUCUAAUAUUAAUAUCCUGUUAUGAUUUCCUUA